This is a messenger RNA of Saccharomyces mikatae IFO 1815, 4437 nucleotides long. It is a transcript of the gene BCK1, whose product is annotated as mitogen-activated protein kinase kinase kinase BCK1. Gene Ontology annotation, molecular function: protein kinase activity; ATP binding. Bases 1 to 4437 code for a protein of 1478 amino acids. NCBI's taxonomy places the organism in Eukaryota, Fungi, Ascomycota, Saccharomycetes, Saccharomycetales, Saccharomycetaceae. Gene Ontology annotation, biological process: protein phosphorylation. The transcript has a single exon. The record is from RefSeq and is a predicted model, not a curated record.
AUGCCUUUUUUGAGGAAAAUAGCGGGAACAACUCACACGCACUCUAGGUCUGAUUCAAACUCAUCUCUCAAAUUCGGCCAUCAGCCGACUAAUUCGAUUGGAUCAAGCAAAAGUUCAAGCAAAAGUCCUCGUAUAACGUCCCGAAGAAGUAUUUAUGAUGAUAUCAGGAGUCAAUUUCCCAACCUAACUCCCAACUCUACUACCUCUCAAUUUCACGAGAACAUACCAGCUACUGAACAAUCAUUUAAUUGGACCACAGAUGACCAUGUAUCUGCCACAACUCUUGAGACUCCAACGAGCCUUACAAACACUUUGCAAAAAAAUGAAAAUGGACCUGGAAGCCUUUCCGAUUCGAGGAAAUCGUCUGGGAGUAACAGUCUGAAUAGUUUAUCGUUUGAUAAACUGAUUCUAUCGUGGGAUCCCACCGACCCUGAUGAAUGGACAAUGCAUCGCGUUACUUCGUGGUUUAAGUUUCAUGAUUUCCCAGAAUCAUGGAUACUAUUUUUCAAAAAGCAUCAACUUUAUGGUCAUAGAUUUAUUAAACUGCUUGCAUACGAUAAUUUUGCCGUUUAUGAAAAGUAUUUACCACAGACGAAAACUGCUUCAUACACCAGGUUUCAACAAUUAUUAAAAAAAACAAUGACGAAGAAUGUGACAAAUAGCCAUAUCCGUCAGAAGAGCGCGAGCAAAGUGAAGGGUUCCAGAUCUUCCAGUGAAUCGAUCAAAUCAAAACUGAAAAAUAGCAAAUCUCAAGAAGAUAUUUCAAAUUCAAGGUCAACUUCAGAAUCUGCCCUAAGCCCAAUAAAAUCAGGUCCUUCUAAGACGGAGGAAAAGAAUUUUUUACAUUCUAACCAAACACAUCAAAAGACUAAAAGCGCAAGUUCUUUAUACAGGAGAAGCUUUAUAUCUCUAAGAGGAUCAUCAUCGAGUAACGCUUCCUCAGCAAAAUCAAAUUCAAACAUCAAGUUGAGCAUACCAUCUCGGCCACACUCAAUUAUUGAAUCUAAUACUCCACUUACCAGAUCAGCUAGCCCACCAGCAUCUCCUUCAUACCCUAGCAUUUUUAGAAGACAUCAUAAAAGUAGCUCAUCUGAGUCGUCAUUAUUAAACUCACUUUUCGGUAAUGGAACAGGUGAGGAACCCUUGGCCAAGCCUAACCCACAAGGUCGGAGUCUUUCUAGUGAAAAUUUAGCUAAAGGGAAAAGUAAACAUUAUGAAACUAAUGUUUCUUCACCUUUAAAACAAUCUUCCCUACCUAAUUCAGAUGACAAAAGUAAUUUAUGGAAUAAAUUCAAAAGGAGAAGCCAAAUAGCAGUCCCUAGUCCCAAUACAGCCCAUGUAACUUCCCAAGCAACUCCUUCCCUGAAAUCAAACUCCAGUAAUACUACUUUAACCAUACAAACCGGGGAUUUAACUGUGCCAUCACCAUCUUCAUCUCCACCACUAAUACCUGAAAUUGUGCACAGAAAUUCAGAAGUCAUGAAUACGGAAGAUAUACCUAUGAUUCCUUCAACAAUGGCAUCUUUUCAGGAAAUACAUCCCGAUUCUAGUAAUUCGGUAAAGAUUAUUUCACCUGCGGCAACUAACCAAAAAUACAACGUAAAAAACUUUUUAUUAGAACCCAAAUUUUAUCCUAUGAAAAAGAGAACGUUAUCUGCCAGUGAAAAUAAGUAUAUAAUGGUCACGAAAGAUAAUGUUAACUUUGUUCCAGUGAAUCUGAAAAAUGUGACAAGCUUAUUCAAUUUCAAGGAAUCCAUCCUCGCCAAAUUAGGAAUCAAUCACAAAAAUGUCACAUUGCAUAUGACAGACUUUGAUUGUGACAUCGGAGCAGCCAUUCCAGAUGAUACUUUGGAAUUUCUGAGGAAAAGCUUAUUUUUGAACACUUCUGAAAAAAUUUAUAUUAAAGACCAAAUGAAACAUCAACAGAAAUCGAAACCUAUCACUUCAGCCUUAGAGAACAAUGUUCCUUUGAAAUCAGUAAAAAGUAAAAGUUCAAUGAGGUCUGGGACAAGUAGUUUGAUAGCAUCAACUGAUGAUGUUUCCAUCGUCACUUCUUCCUCUGACAUUACAUCAUUUGAUGAACGUACGUCAGGGAGUGGGCGCAGAUACCCACAAACUCCGAGUUAUUACUAUGAUAGGGUUUCCAAUAGUAAUGCAAAUGAAGAGCUUAAUUAUUGGAAUAUUAAAGAAGUUCAUUCGCAUGAGGACAAUCCACCCAGAAUGGUGAUUAAAACAAGUCCCAAAUUAGAACAUAAUUUACUAGACAAAGCAAAUAGACUCAACAUUCCGACACCUAUAACAGAAAGUGAAAGCAAAGGUAGUUUUCAAGUACUAAGAAAGGACGAGGGGACAGAAAUUGAUUUUAAUCAUCGAAGAGAAUCGCCUUACACAAAACCGGAAUUGGCACCCAAAAGAGAAGCCCCCAAACCUCCUACUAAUUCUUCACCUCAAAGGACACUAUCUACUUCUAAACAGAAUAACCAGAUCCGCCUAAUGAGGUCAAACAAAAAAUUUCUAAAGAGCAAAAGAUCCAAACCACUGCCACCACAAUUACUAUCCUCUCCUGUAGAAGCCAGUAGUUCAUCACCUGAUUCACUUACUUCCUCAUAUACUCCAGCCUCAACACAUGUUUUAAUACCACAGCCUUAUAAGGGUGCAAACGAUGCUAUGCGUAGAUUGAAAACAGAUCAGGAUUCUACUAGUACAUUGCAAUCUUUGAAAAUGAAACAGAAGGUGAAUCGUUCAAAUUCAACUGUAUCGACUACAAACUCAAUUUUUUAUUCUCCUUCUCCAUUAUUAAAAAGAGGAAACUCAAAAAGGGUAGUUUCAUCAACAUCUGCAGCCGAUAUAUUUGAAGAAAAUGAUAUAACAUUUGCAGACGCCCCAUCGUUAUCUGAGAAUGAUGACAGUGAUUGUAAUGAUUCUAGUUCAUCCGAUGAUAUUAUCUGGUCCAAAAAAAAAAUAGGACCCGAUGCUAAUAGUGAAAGUAAAAAGGAUGAUAAAAGUGAUAAUAUCUCUACGCAUUCUGACGAAAUAUUCUACGAUUCUGAAAAGCAAGACAAAGUCGAGAGAAAGAUGACCUUUAGACCAUCUCCAGAAGUCGUUUAUCAAAAUUUAGAAAAGUUCUUCCCGAGGGCAAAUUUAGAUAAGCCUAUUACUGAAGGAAUUGCUUCGCCAACAUCGCCAAAAUCUUUAGACAGUCUACUUUCACCAAAAAAUAUGAUCUCUUCAAGGGUUGAGCCAAGUACUCCCUCUCGUCCCAUCCCACCAGAUAGCGCAUUUGAGCUCAUGCAGGAUGGACUUGGUAGUAAAAAGAAAUCAUUAAAUCAAACCAAAACACCUAAAAGAACAAAGACAAUAAGAACCAUCGCUCAUGAAGCCAGUCUAGCAAGAAAAAAUUCAGUAAAAUUGAAAAGGCAAAACACUAAAAUGUGGGGUACAAGAAUGGUCGAAGUGACCGAGAACCAUAUGGUUUCAAUUAAUAAAGCCAAAAAUUCAAAAGGUGAAUACAAGGAGUUUGCUUGGAUGAAGGGUGAAAUGAUAGGAAAAGGAUCUUUUGGUGCCGUUUAUUUAUGUUUAAACGUUACUACAGGUGAGAUGAUGGCCGUUAAACAAGUUGAAGUCCCCAAGUAUAGCUCACAAAAUGAAGCUAUCUUAAGUACCGUGGAAGCGUUAAGAUCCGAAGUAUCCACUUUAAAAGAUUUGGACCAUCUUAAUAUUGUUCAAUAUUUAGGUUUUGAAAAUAAGGAUAACAUUUACAGUUUGUUCUUGGAGUAUGUUGCUGGGGGCUCCGUCGGAUCGUUGAUUAGGAUGUACGGAAGGUUCGAUGAACCGUUAAUCAAGCACUUGACAACACAAGUGCUGAAGGGACUGGCGUACUUGCAUUCGAAAGGUAUUCUUCAUAGAGAUAUGAAGGCAGACAAUUUACUUUUGGAUCAAGAUGGCAUCUGCAAAAUUAGUGACUUCGGUAUUUCCAGAAAAUCAAAGGACAUAUAUUCUAAUUCGGACAUGACCAUGCGAGGAACAGUCUUCUGGAUGGCUCCUGAAAUGGUUGACACAAAGCAAGGUUACAGUGCUAAAGUCGAUAUAUGGUCUUUGGGAUGCAUUGUUCUAGAAAUGUUUGCUGGUAAGCGCCCAUGGUCUAACUUAGAGGUUGUCGCUGCAAUGUUCAAAAUUGGGAAGUCCAAAUCGGCACCACCAAUUCCUGAGGAUACAUUACCAUUAAUAUCACAAGUUGGGCGAGGGUUUCUUGAUGCUUGUUUCGAGAUAAAUCCAGAGAAAAGGCCAACUGCUACCGAGCUUCUUUCUCAUCGGUUCAGUGUAGUAAAUGUAACAUUUGACUUCAAAUCUACAGAGCUGGCUAAGUUUAUAAAGUCAAAUGAUAAGUUAAACUCCUCGAAGUUGAGGAUAACGUCUCAGGAAAAUAAAACUACAUAG